Staurois parvus is the source of this 330-nucleotide messenger RNA. The record is from the annotation of a GenBank genome assembly. NCBI's taxonomy places the organism in Eukaryota, Metazoa, Chordata, Amphibia, Anura, Ranidae.
CUAGCUGUGGAGACUGGCCACAGCACAGCUCUCACCCAGCUUUCUAGGGUCAUUGGGUUCACGGGGACUCAACGGGUAGUGAUGGCUCAAGACACUCCGGGUGAACACGGGUGGGGACAGUUUCAGGCACAGUUCAGGACACGGGUGGUCGGUGCACACAGCGGGGGACAGUUCAGGACACAGGUGGUCAGUGCACACAACAGGGUCCAGUUCAGGACACGGGUGGUCGGUGCACACAGCGGGGACAGUUCAGACACGGGUGGUUGGUGCACACAGCGGGGACAGUUCAGGACACGGGUGGUCGGUGCACACAGUGGGGACAGUUCAGAA